UUUGGCUAUAUAAACGUCUCCUCCUUUGGGCAAUGGAUGAAGAAAGAGAUACUUUUAAGUUUUGUUUAAGAAAGGUUUAAAAAUGGCUCAAAUUUGUAAUAUCUCAGAGGAGGUGAAGCUGAAUUGUUGUGGUGAUAAGUUCUAUGACUUUUUUUUAAACAAAAUGGAUUCUUAUAUUCACUUGUUCCCCCAAAAUCUUCAGAGCUAUAAGUUUGUGGAGGGAAAUGGAUUUACUCAUGGCAGUGUCACCCAUUGGAAAUAUGACUUUGGUAUCCCAGCAGAAGUAAAGACAAGGCUACUUGUGGAUGAACCUAACAAAGCAGUGAUAUUUGAAUGUGUUGAAGGAGAUCUAUUAAAAGACUUCGAAAUGUUCCAAGUGAAAGUUGAAGUUAGAGAUGGUGGUAAAAAUGGUGUUAGCUCAGUUAAAUGGUCAGUGGGAUUUAUGAAGGCAGAUGAAGAUGUUGCUCCACCACAUAACUAUCUCCAAUUUGGAGUUAAAGUGUGCAAAGGCCUUGAUGCUUACCUUUCCAAACAAAUAAUGAACUAAAAGAAGAGGGAAAAAACAAAAAGAGAAGAAAACACCAUAAACGUGUUUAUGCUUUUGUUUAAAUAAUAAAAAUCUAUAAAUAAAUUGGGCUCUCAUCUGUUACGUUUCCCAUUAUUUGUACUUUUAUCUCAAUUGUUAUGUGUAUUAUGUAAAAUGUUGAAGGUUGAUGAGAAGAUAUAAUUCAAUUUCAUCAAUAUUUUUCA
This is a messenger RNA of Cucumis melo (muskmelon), 750 nucleotides long. Its product is annotated as major latex protein 15-like. Gene Ontology annotation, biological process: defense response. NCBI's taxonomy places the organism in Eukaryota, Viridiplantae, Streptophyta, Magnoliopsida, Cucurbitales, Cucurbitaceae. The record is from RefSeq and is a predicted model, not a curated record. The transcript is spliced from 2 exons. The coding region runs from base 83 to 547 and encodes 154 amino acids.